GAUCGUUUUACUGUGGAGCUCUCGUCGAUCGAAGUUGCGGAUACUCAAGCAGUAGUGGUGCGGUUAGUAAGCGCAGUACUAGAAUCUCUCGAAUCAGGACUAUUCUGUUCUUGACUCGCCAACGGAUCUAUCAUUCGGUUGCAGGCCUCUGCCAGUCGUGGACGUGUCCGGGUUCUUUUCGGUUGGUGUUGCAUUCAUAUUCCGCCCUCUCGAGCGCGAUCGUUUCCAGUGUGUGUCGCCAUUGUUUCGGGCUUGUGUCUAACGCGGGAUCAAUUUCCUGGAAGGUGGUCUGUGUGGCGGCGUGCGUAAGGCGACGACGCAUCAUCAGUCUCUCGCGGGAAUUAGCGUUGAUCUCUUGACCCAUCGGGGGCAUUGUUGAUUGUUCUAACUGCAUCGCAGCAGCAGCAGCGCGUUUUUAUUGUGUGAGUGGGGAUAUAAAGCAACGGUUCCCGACCGUGAAGCCGGUCAAUUGCAACCUGACAGUGAAAGGAUACGUACGGAGAAAGCUUUCCGGGAUUAGAAGGAAAUUUCCUCGUUUUCUGUUUCGAUGAUUAUUUGCUGAAUGCUACGAAAGUGAUUUGCUGAUAAUUUACUCAAUUGAAAGCAAUCGUGAAAAGCAAAACCAUAUCGUGGAGGGAAAGUGAGUGAAUCAAAAAGUGAUGCAAAAUCGGUUCCAAUCUGUUGCACACCGAUGAUGUCAGUAAAAGUGAAUUCUAUCAAUAAUAAUUCUCAGCAAACAAAAGUGAAACUAAACGGAAGUGUGUUACAACAGUGGACGGAAUUACAGAAAAUUCAGCAACCGAACCGGAUUAUCUGCUGAAAUCGUGAAACCUUACUCCAGCGCCUUCUGUCCAAACUAUUGUGUUCUGAAGAUAUCCUCGUACCGAACGGAUCGUUCCUUUUUUUUUCGACCAAAUCCACAUUCAUCAGCACCUGUUUCAAGAGCGCCAUUUCAAGGUCCUCGCAGUUGGCAACUACCUACCAGAAAACAAAAACAUUAUUACAUCAAGGGAAUACAAUCUGCCCAUCAAACAGAGUCAACCACGAAUUCCGUUUCGGCUCUCGAGGCCGACCAGGACGACGACGGCGACAAGGACUUCGACCCGCCAGAGACAUCGGCGCCCAAGACUAGGACCCUCUAGGACCACUGACGAACCCCCUCCGACGCGAAGCUCUCAGGCCACCAUUCCACGGGAUGGGAUUGCACAAAAACUAUUUCAAAGUAGGACAAAAUGCCAGUAAUCAGCUGUUCGGCCUGCCACCACGUGGCCCAAGUGGCGCUACGCCGCUAUCGAUGCUUAUAUCGCAGGGAGCGAAAUUCAACAACAAUCGCAUAGCAGUAAUUAUUUUCGGGAUAGCAACCCUCAUAGCUGGUGUGAUAUUAUCUUCGGUUCCUUGGUUAAAUAUUUUUAUUAUGAAGAAUCUAAGACUAUGGAACGGCACGAUUAGCUUCCAUUACUGGCAACGGCCAGGCGUCACUAGGUUAACUAAGGUGUAUAUAUUUAACGUAACCAAUCCGGAGGGGUUUCUCGCCGGUGAAAAGCCAAAACUAGUUGAAGUAGGACCAUUCGUUUAUAGAGAAGAUAUGGAAAAAGUGAAUAUAAAGUUCCAUGACAACUACACUGUAACAUAUCAGCACAAAAAAAUCUUACAAUUUGUUCCUGAACUGAGCGUAGAUAAGAACCAACGAAUAACGACACCAAAUAUUCCACUGCUGACCAUUUCCACCCAGAGCAAGCAUUUGGGCUACUUCCUGGCGAAGACCAUCUCGCUAGUCCUGACGGCGACCAAGUACAAGCCGUUCAUCUCGCUGACUGCCGACGAGUUGGUGUUUGGCUACGACGACACACUCGUGAGCCUCGCGCAUCGAUUUUACCCUCGAAAUCGACGGCCUAUGUCAAAAAUGGGUCUGCUGAACGGGCGGAACGGUACCCUUACGGAGUAUGCCACCAUGUACACCGGCCACACAGGGAUGGAGAAGUUUGGGUACUUUGACAAAUUGAACGGCCUGGACCAUUUGCCCCACUGGGAUAAGGAACCCUGCUCCAGUAUCGAGGCCUCGGAGGGGUCUUUCUUCCCGCCUCGGGAGGUCACCAAUUCAGACGUGGUAUACAUCUACGAUAAGGAUCUCUGCCGAUCGCUGCCGCUGGUCUAUCGACAUCCCGUCGAGAAGGAUGGCAUUCCAGCUGACCUCUAUACCCUAGCAGAGGACUCGUACGGACCACCCAAUGGAAACAAUUCAUGCUAUGAGCACACUGACUACAAGCCUUACAGAGGCCUGCAGAAUAUCAGCCCCUGCCAAUACGGCGCUCCCGUUUACAUUUCCAAUCCACACUUCUACCAAUCGGAUCCACAACUACUGGAUGCAGUAGAGGGGCUAAACCCACAACGAGACGCUCACGAAACCUUCUUUAAAAUUCAACCGAAACUUGGGGUUCCACUCGAAGGCCAGGUGAGAGUACAGCUCAAUUUGCUAGUCGAAGAAGCACCAAAUGUAAUGGCGACCAAAAACUUUAGAGACUUCGUAUUCCCCAUCAUGUGGCUAGAAGAGGGUGUAAGUGAGUUAACCCCUCCAAUUCGGCGGUGGAUCUAUCUUGCCACAGUCUUCGCCCCGAUGGCACUACCAAUCGUCUCCUACGGGAUGAUUCUCACCGGAACUUUUGCCUUGAUCUACGUGUUUGUACGAGCUUACAAGAACUUUGUGUUCACAUCGGAUCCGACGACAGAAUUCCUGGAAAUGGGACGUAGAUCGCUGCGUCGCGGAAGCAGCAUGAUCAUCAAUGGCCAGCACAGGAUACUGAUGCAACGGGAUAGCUACAUUCUGCUGAAGGCCAGUGAGGACGCAAAUCUCUACCACCACACAUCCAACAAUAACACAAUCAACACCAACAACAACCUCAGCAGCCAUCACAACCACAAUCUGUUCCACUUGCCACACUUGCCACACAUUCCACAUCAUCAGCCCAAGGACCAAAGUCUGCUAAGCGACGAGGAUUCAACAGCUUAGAUCCCCCUUAGGAUCUGCGUCGCAACCCCGGAUGGGACUCACGUACCUUAUAAUUGUCAUCACUUAGCGUUUCUCAAAAACUAGCCGAUAGACAAAAUCAUGCUAAAUCAAGAUUACGGGCGAAUUUUUUUCGUCACCUUAACUUAACGAUAAACGACAACCGGUGAUAGAGACUGUGUUUUUUACUCUACUACGUUUACUGCUUCUCGCGAGCCUCUAGUUUAUUUUCAUUCCCUGAAAGAUCGCUGAUCAUACGAUCAGACUCCAGUCAAGCUCAGUCGCCCGUCAGUUGCUCAAUCCAAAUGACCCGAUUGCUCAAAUUACGAAUAGCAAAUGAUUUUCAAAAAAAAAAAUAUAUUGUUAAAGUAAGCAACCAACCAAUCG
Aedes aegypti (yellow fever mosquito) is the source of this 3391-nucleotide messenger RNA. It is a transcript of the gene dsb, whose product is annotated as scavenger receptor class B member 1. The transcript has 11 exons. NCBI's taxonomy places the organism in Eukaryota, Metazoa, Arthropoda, Insecta, Diptera, Culicidae. The record is from RefSeq and is a predicted model, not a curated record. Gene Ontology annotation, cellular component: cytoplasm; membrane. Gene Ontology annotation, molecular function: scavenger receptor activity. Bases 1196 to 3007 code for a protein of 603 amino acids.